Messenger RNA from Limulus polyphemus (Atlantic horseshoe crab), 1632 nucleotides. RefSeq names its product transgelin-2-like. The coding region runs from base 127 to 699 and encodes 190 amino acids. Gene Ontology annotation, molecular function: protein binding. NCBI's taxonomy places the organism in Eukaryota, Metazoa, Arthropoda, Merostomata, Xiphosura, Limulidae. The record is from RefSeq and is a predicted model, not a curated record. The transcript has 4 exons.
CUACGGCAGCAUAGCGAGUGUGCUUUAGAUGGUCGAUUCUGGGUGAUGUUCUGAGGUGUGCACGGGCAUUUCUCGGUGAAAACAAGUUGUUUUCCUUCCAAGUAAAUUUCACAAAUUGUUUUGAAAAUGGCAGAAAAUAGAGCACUUAAAUCAGGAUUUGCAGCUGAAGCUCACAACAAAAUAAAAUCGAAGUAUGACCCACAACUUGCGUUUCAACUGUUGCAGUGGAUAAAAGAUCUAACAAACGAAGAUAUUGAUACGGAUGGUGACAGCAAGAACUUCCACGCUACACUAUGUGAUGGAAAAAUACUUUGCAAGUUGAUCAAUAUUCUUCAACCAGGUACUAUCCCAGAAAAAAAGAUAAAUGACAGUAAGUUGGCUUUUAAGAAAAUGGAGAACAUUAAUCAUUUUCUCGAGGGUGCACAAAAGUUAGGAGUACCAUCUGAAGAGAUAUUUCAAACAGUCGACUUGUGGGAACAACAAAAUCUGACAGCGGUUUGUAUCUGCCUUCAAUCUCUAGCACGUAAGGCUCACAAGUAUGGCCACAAGUCCCUUGGUCCUAAGGAAGCAGAACCUAAUAUCCGAACAUUCAGUGAGGAACAACUGAAAGCUGGUGAAGGUGUUAUUGGAUUACAGUAUGGAACAAAUAAAGGUGCUACUGCAAGUGGAAUAGUCUUUGGUAACACUCGCCACAUGUAGAUGUGUUAUUUUCCUAUUGUUCAUAUAUAUCAACCAAUUUCUGAUACUCAGAUUACAACAAUUGGCCCCAAACAAAGCCAGUCAUACUUCAAAAACGAAAGAUCUAAAUCUCCAUAAGACUAAUAACAGUUAUAGCUAGGUCUAUCAGAAUGAACAUAGAUUGGUAGUAUGUUACACAAUAUUCCGAUAGUUUUGUAAUGACCUGUUGCCCACCCUUGAGUACAAAACUUUAAGGAGUCAAGAAUUCGAAAGUCCUUAUUAGAGAAUUAAGUAAAGUGUUAAAAUCCUGAAAAUUGUUCUUUUUAAUUCUUAUCUAAAAAAAUCAUUAAAAUAUUUGAAACCAGCUUUUGUCAAAGUUAAAGCCAUGUUGUUGCAAUGAUCUUUACAGUUUUCUGAUCUAUCCCUAUUUACACUGAUUAAAAGCUUAAGUCAACGUAUUCACUUUAACUUUGCUGGGUCUUCCAAUAUAAUUACUUGUAUAACAUUCCUUUUUCUACCAUUGAAAUGGUGUCUAAUCUAAAAUUUGUACAAUCUCCAACUUUCGUUUUUGUUUUAUCAGGUUAACAAAGUAGCCUGUCAUGAUGUUUAUAGUGUUCACUUAUUUUUGAAAAUGCGUAUAUAUUUGUUUUUCCUUUUUAAUUUGAGCGAACAUUUUAGUUAAUAUCAGACUUGUAUCAGCAUAAGUUUUAAUUUUGUUGAUAGUAAAAACAUUUUGUAGAUAAGCUCAUUGUCAAAAGUGAAAAACGUAUAAAUAAAGCAACAAAAUCUGCAAUACUUAAAAUCAAGUCUGAAACUGAUUACCCCAGUGACAUUAAUGUUCUCUUUUUAAUUUACAUUAAUUCAUCUUUAUUCUGCGCGUGUGUGUAUAAGUGACCAAUUGUAUCAUACGAGCAUGAAGUUAAAAGUCAGCCAAUAAAAAUUUUAUGAAAAAAA